AUGGUUGCUGCAAUGUGGCAUGGGCCAUACAGAGUUGCCACCUUGGAUAUGUACGACUCUGAGCAGAAGCACGGCCACAAGCGCUUCUUCGUGCUGCGGGGCCCGGGCGGCGGGGAGGAGGGGCGGCGCGGCGGGGAGGAGACGGCGGGGGGCGCCCCCCGGCUGGAGUACUAUGAGAGCGAGAAGAAAUGGAGGAACAAGUCCGGGGCGCCGAAGCGGGUGAUCGCCCUGGACUCCUGCCUCAACAUCAACAAGCGGGCGGACGCCAAGCACAAGUACCUCAUCGCCCUCUACACCAAGGACGAGUACUUCGCGGUGGCGGCCGAGAACGAGCAGGAGCAGGAGGGCUGGUACCGGGCUCUCACCGACCUGCUCAACGAGGGCAAGGCGGCCUGCCAGGGGUCCCCCCACCGCCACCUCGCCUCCCCCUUCUCGGCCUCCUGCAGCGCGGCCGCCGCCUCCCUGGCGGCCGCCGGCGAGGACCUCAACUACGGGCUGAUCACCCCGGCCGCCGCUGCCUACCGGGAGGUCUGGCAGGUGACGCUGAAGCCCAAGGGCUUGGGGCAGAGCAAAAACCUCACCGGCGUCCACCGGCUCUGCCUCUCGGCCCGCACCAUCGGGUUCGUGCGCCUCAACUGCGAGCUGCCCUCGGUCACGCUGCAGCUGAUGAACAUCCGCCGCUGCGGCCACUCCGACAGCUUCUUCUUCAUCGAGGUGGGGCGCUCGGCGGCCAACCGGGGGGGAGGAGGAGGGGGAGAUGAUGACGGCUACAUGCCCAUGACCCCCGGCGUGGCCGCAGCCUUAGGGCAGGGAAGCCGGGGCAGCGAUGACUACAUGCCCAUGAGCCCCACCAGCGUGUCCGCCCCCAAGCAGAUCUUGCAGCCCCGGGCGGCGGGGGUGGGUGGCGGGUCCCCCGGGAACGGGAGCAGCUACAAGACCAGCUCACCCGGGGAGAGCUCCCCUGACGAUAGUGGGUACAUGCGGAUGUGGUGCGGCUCCAAGCUGUCUGUGGAGAGCUCGGAUGGGAGGCUGAGUAAUGGCGACUAUAUCAAUAUGUCCCCUCGGGACCCCCAGCAUGGGCCCCAGGCUCCCUCCCUCACCCCCCCUGACUUCUUUUUCACCCCUUCGGGGCAUGGGUCCACCGAGCCCCCUAAGCCUGGCUGCUAUUCGUACAGCUCCUUACCCCGCUCCUACAAGAGCCAGGGCCUGGUGAAGGACAGCGACCAGUACGUCUUCAUGAACUCCCCAGGGAGGAAUGAGGCGGUGUGCGGAGCGGGUCAGUCCCCCGCCAGCACCUUCGCCCCUUCCAGCCACACGGUGCCUUCGCCCCUGCGGCACAGCCGGACCGAGAGCUUCCUGAGCCAGAGGUGCCAGCGGGCGGCCCGGCCCAGCCGCCUCUCUUUGGAGACCUUGCGGACGAUGCUGCCCAGCAUGAAUGAGCACCCUCUGCCGCCUGAGCCCAAGAGCCCCGGCGAAUACAUCAACAUCGACUUCGGGGAUACUACCGUCUAUUCUCCCCCCUCGCUGCCCGCCGACAGCCCGGCCUCCUCCCUGGGCUCAGGCACGGGGCAGAGGCGCUCCCCUCUCUCUGACUACAUGAACAUUGACUUUGGGUCCCAGUCGCCCUCCCAGUCGGGCACGGUCUCGGUGGGCUCCCUGGAAGCACUCUCGCCAGGCUCUUCCUCCAGCAUUAGCCAGCCUGAUGGGCGCUACCUGAAGGCGGCUGUGGGGGUGGCUUGUUCGUCCAGCCCGUCCGACGGUGGGGAUUACACCGAGAUGACCUUUGGCAUGGCCACCACCCCACCCCAACCUAUUGUUCAGAAGCCAGAAAGUGCCCGGGUCACCAGCCCCACGGCUGGGGUGAAGAGGCUCACCCUCUCUGGGGUGGAGGCUUUCAUUCUUUCCAGCCCUCCCCCCGACCCGAACCGGGGGGCCAAGGUCAUCCGGGCCGAUCCCCAGGGGCGCAGGAGGCACAGCUCAGAAACUUUCUCCUCCACCACCACUGUGACCCCCGUGUCCCCCUCCUUCGCACACAACCCCAAACGGCACAACUCGGCCUCGGUGGAGAACGUGUCCCUCAGGAAAAGCGAAGGCCUGGAGGAGGAGCAGGGUAGCAGCCCCAUGUGCCGGGAGACCUCGGCUGGCUUCCAGAACGGCCUCAACUACAUCGCCAUCGACGUGGUGGACGGGACCCUGGCAAACUGUGACAAAGCCAGGUCGAAAGCCAGGCAUGUCCUGAACGGGGGCAUCAACGGAGUGGAGAUGAGCGCCUAUGCCAGCAUAGACUUUCUGUCUCACAACCUGAAAGAAGCGAGUGCUGUGAAAGCUUUUAAACGCAGAGCCCGUGGAGAAGCGUCCUGGGGAAGCUCGCUGAGGUUGGAUCUCCCUGUAGGAGGCAGGCUGUCUUCUCCACCACCCUGCUUCCCCGAGAAGCGUGCGGGCCUGCGCUCAGGGUUGGGGGGCUCGGGGGUGACCGUGGCCAAUGUCGGGCCACGGCGGUAAGGAGGAAGCUCGGGCGAGCAUCGUCGGUCAGCGGUGUGCGGGGUUGGGUACCAAAAACAGGGUUUCAGGUUAAUUGGGCUUGUGGCGGGCAAACUGGAAGAGUCAUGGCAUGGGGGAAGGAGACGUAUGGCACGAAGGACUUUAUCGGUGUAAGUCGAAUCAAGUCAUUAACUUUCGCAGACUUCCUAGUUUCUCUUUUGGUUUUCACUGGGAUUUCACAUCGAAGUUUGUUUACGGAAGGACUUCUGCCACCGUCCGAGAAGAUCACUGAGUAUUGUGCCAGUGUAUUUGAAUUUCAAACGUUGUGACUGGGGAGACUACUAAGAAAUUCAUGUUUUACAGAGAAAUACAUACGCAGUUUAAAGAAAACUGUAUUUUGAGCAUAAGCGGGAUUAUUUUAACGCGGUAGAAAUUCAGGUAGAUUUGAGAGAAUUUAAGAA
This is a messenger RNA of Aptenodytes forsteri (emperor penguin), 2942 nucleotides long. It is a transcript of the gene IRS2, whose product is annotated as insulin receptor substrate 2. Gene Ontology annotation, cellular component: plasma membrane; cytosol. Gene Ontology annotation, molecular function: insulin receptor binding; phosphatidylinositol 3-kinase binding. Gene Ontology annotation, biological process: insulin receptor signaling pathway. The record is from RefSeq and is a predicted model, not a curated record. Lineage: Eukaryota; Metazoa; Chordata; Aves; Sphenisciformes; Spheniscidae.